Saprolegnia parasitica CBS 223.65 is the source of this 2358-nucleotide messenger RNA. RefSeq lists its product as hypothetical. Bases 1 to 2256 code for a protein of 751 amino acids. Gene Ontology annotation, biological process: phosphocreatine biosynthetic process. Lineage: Eukaryota; Oomycota; Saprolegniomycetes; Saprolegniales; Saprolegniaceae. The transcript is spliced from 3 exons. Gene Ontology annotation, molecular function: creatine kinase activity. The record is from RefSeq and is a predicted model, not a curated record.
AUGUCGUCCGACGCCCCGCGCCCUGGCAGCAGCUCAUCGCCGAGCAAGAUGGCGCAGAAGAUUGAGGCCGCGCAGUCCAUGGAUGGGAUGCUAUCGGGCUACCCGCAGUUCACGCCCAAGCACAAGUCGCUCAUGGCCAAGCACCUCUCGCGCGAGCUCUACACCAAGCUCAAGGACCUCAAGACCUCGACAGGCUACACGCUCGAGCGCGCGAUCCAGACCGGCGUCGACAACCCGCAUCUCGGCGUUGGCAUCACGGCCGGCGACGAAGAGUCGUACGUGAUCUUCAAGGAAAUCUUCGACCCGGUCAUUGAGGGUUGGCACGGCUACAAGAGCGACGCGGUGCACAAGCGCGACUUGGACCCGACGCACUUGAAGGACGCCAAGAUGCCCGACGAGUACAUCAUCUCGACGCGUAUCCGGGCGGGCCGCAACAUCCGCGGCAUGCCGCUGCCACCCUCGACGUCCCGCGCCCAUCGCAAGGACGUCAUGAACCUCCUCGACUCGGCGCUCACGGCCAUGGACGGCGACCUCAAGGGCAAGUUUUACAAGCUCGCCGACAUGACGCCCGCCGACGAGCAAAAGCUCAUCGACGACCACUUUCUCUUCCAAAAGCCCGGUGGGGGUACGCUCUUGGCGGCGGCCGGCGCUGCGCGCGACUGGCCCAGCGCACGUGGCAUCUUCCACAACGACGAAAAGACGUUUCUUGUCUGGUGCAACGAAGAAGACCACAUGCGCGUCAUCUCGAUGCAGAACGGCGGUGACAUCGGCUCGGUCUUUGAACGCUUCUGCCGCGCCGUCAAGUCGGUCGAAGACAGCAUCAAGGCAAAGGGUCGCGAGUUCAUGUACGACGACCACCUUGGUUUCAUUGGCACGUGCCCGUCGAACCUCGGCACGGGUCUCCGCGCCAGUGUCAUGAUCAAGCUGCCCAAGCUCAGCGAGGACCUCGAGCGCUUCGAGAAGCUCUGCGGGCUCUUGAACCUCCAGCCACGCGGCAUGAACGGCGAACACUCGGCGUCGGUCGGCGGCGUCUACGAUGUCUCGAACAAGCAGCGCAUUGGGUACUCGGAAGCCGAGCUCGUCCAGACGAUGAUCAACGGCAUUCGUCUCCUCAUCGAUCUCGAAAAGAAGCUCGAGGCUGGUGAGUCCAUCGACGGUCUCUUGCCGACCGAGCGCAAGGCCAGCAUCGAUGUCAAGCCGUCGAGCGAGGUCAACUAUCCGGACUUCACGCCCAAGCACAAGUCGCUUAUGGCCAAGCACUUGACCAAGGAGCUAUACGACAAGCUCAAGGACCUCCGCACGAAGAAGGGGUACAGCCUUGACGAUGCGAUCCAGACGGGCCUCGACAACCCGCAUUUGGGUGUCGGCGUCGUCGCUGGCGACGAAGAGUGCUACACACUCUUCAAAGACCUCUUGGACCCUGUCAUUGAAGGCUGGCACGGCUUCAAGGCCGACGCCAAGCACAUUACCGACAUGGACGUCUCGAAGCUUGUGAACGCCGACAAGCUGGACAACAACUACAUUGGCUCGACCCGCGUCCGCGCCGGACGCAACAUAAAGAACCUCAGCCUCCCACCCGGCACGACGCGCUCGGAGCGGCUCCAGGUCGAGCACCUCAUCUCAACGGCGCUCACGGCCAUGGAAGCCGAGCUCACCGGCAAGUACUUUCCUCUUGGCAACAUGUCGAAAGAGGAGGAAGACCAGCUUCAGAAGGACCAUUUCCUCUUCCAAAAGCCCGGCGGCGGCACGCUCCUCACGGGUGCCGGCGCCGCCCGCGACUGGCCGAGCGGGCGCGAAGACCACAUGCGCGUCAUCUCGAUGCAAGACGGCGGUGAUAUUGUCUCGGUCUUCGCGCGCUGGGUCAAGGGCGUCAAGGCCGUCGAGGAGUCGAUCAAGAAGAACGGCUACGAGUUCAUGCACAACGAACACCUCGGGUUCCUUGGCACGUGCCCGUCCAACCUCGGCACGGGUCUCCGCGCGAGUAUGUUUGUCAAGCUCCUCAAGCUCGGCGAGGACGUCCACAAGCUCGAAACGAUCUGCUCGUCGCUGGGCCUGCAGCCGCGGGGGUCGGCCGGCGAGCACAGCGCGGCCGUCGGCGGCAUGUGGGACGUCUCCAACAAGGCGCGCAUUGGCAAGUCCGAGGUCGAGCUCGUCCAGACCAUGAUCGACGGCGUCGGCAAGCUCAUCGAGCUCGAGAAGGCCAUGGAAGGCGGCAAGACCAUCGACGCAAUCAUGGCCGAUCUCAACCUCGCAUAAGAUUGCUUGUAAAUUCCGACAGUAUAACCGAAAGAAAGAAAACCUGUGUACACACCAUUGAGAUAGACGAGUAUUUCUUUAAAAACUUGUCCCAAUCGUUGC